GACGCACUUCCGAUUCUGAGUUUUUCUUCCGAGUUGUAUAACCUUGCGUCAUUCCCGAAUGCUCUGGAAGUGUCAAGGAGGCGAAGUGUGUAUCCAAAUCAAGUUGCUAAGAGGUCAAAGCUCAUAAAAACUCUCACUAUGCUGGCGGCGAGGCUAGUAUGCCUGCGGACUGUCCCCGUGACGGGGCUGCGCUCAGCGUUGGCACAGGGGUCCCCGGCUCUGAGAACAUCUGUAAACAGAACAUAUCAACCACUUGUGAAACAAAGUCAGAGCUAUUCCACCAAAGCCAGGUUUGGAUUCCGUCGAUCAAAGACCUCAAGGGAACAGCUCCAUGAAGCAGCAUUUGAGCCAGCAACUGACACUGCCAUGAAAGUUGACAAUAUUGGUAGGAUGGUGUUGGCCGGAGGAGCUGCAGUAGGUUUGGGAGCCCUGUGCUACUAUGGACUGGGGAUGUCUAAUGAAAUUGGGGCCAUUGAGAAGGCUGUGAUCUGGCCGCAGUAUGUGAAGGACCGCAUCCACUCCACCUACAUGUAUUUUGCAGGCAGUGUGGGGAUGACGGCGCUGUCUGCCGUGGCUGUCAGCAGGACCCCGGCGCUGAUGAGCCUCAUGAUGAGAGGCUCGUGGCUGGCGAUGGGUGCUACGUUUGCUGCCAUGAUUGGAGCUGGCAUGCUGGUGCGGUCCAUCUCCUAUGAGCACAGUCCUGUCCCAAAACACCUGGCUUGGAUGCUGCAUGCAGGUGUGAUGGGUGCUGUUGUGGCCCCUUUGACACUGCUGGGGGGUCCCCUGAUGCUUCGAGCUGCCUGGUACACAGCGGGCAUUGUGGGCGGCCUCUCCACAGUGGCCAUGUGUGCCCCCAGCGAGAAGUUCCUGAACAUGGGUGGCCCACUGGCUGUGGGCUUCGGGGUGGUCUUCGCCUCCUCCCUGGGCUCCAUGUUCCUGCCCCCCACCUCUGCGUUUGGAGCUGGCCUGUACGGAGUGGCUAUGUACGGAGGACUGGUGCUCUUCAGCAUGUUCCUGCUCUACGACACACAGAAAAUCGUCAAGCGCGCCGAGACCACCCCGAUGUAUGGCAUGCAGAGAUUCGACCCCAUCAAUAGCUGCAUGGGCAUCUACAUGGACACCCUGAACAUCUUCAUGAGGCUGGUGAUGAUUCUGUCAGGAGGCGGCAGUCGCAGGAAGUGAAGUCAUCCCUAAAGGGCCGAAGCUCAGUGGAGGCUAAGAGCCGUCCCCCAGCAAUUAGAUCUUAAUGUCCGACCAGCAGACACGCGUACACCUUUAUGUCAGAGAUCCUGCUCUGCUCAUACACAGUUAGACUAAUAAAGCAAUGAGAGUAUGAGUUUGGAGUGAGACAGAGGGUUGUGUUUGUUGUCAGGUUGCACACAGCAUUGCCAACAUUAAGUGUAAAUAAGGAAGUGGAAAUUGCCUGAUUCUGUGUUUUUUGCUAUUAUUCUCUAAGUGUUGAAAGGUGGCCUAUUUUGUGUGAACACCAUGGGCCUGAGGGAAGAGAUCCAAAUCAUAGCCUUCUUUAAAAGUCAGCUCAGAUUUAUGAAAAAAAAGCACACAUUUUAUUUUGCUAUUUAUUUAAGAUGAUGGGUCUUUCUGCAGCAGCAAAGAGUAGAUUCAAUUUAAGUUUAAAGAUGAAGCUCAGUUGCUUUGAAAUGCCAUUUGUUUCCACUGUCUAAUAUGUGCAGUGUAAGAUUUUUAAGAUGCCACCAGCAAUGAUGUUACAUUGUCUGAAGUGGGAUAGGAGUCAAAGCAGUGGUGAGUUGCGUUAUGAUGGUUCACAUGCAAACUGUCUCAUUUGUUAACACCAAUAAAAUGGAGAUAUAUGGAA
Clupea harengus (Atlantic herring) is the source of this 1834-nucleotide messenger RNA. RefSeq names its product growth hormone inducible transmembrane protein (gene ghitm). Lineage: Eukaryota; Metazoa; Chordata; Actinopteri; Clupeiformes; Clupeidae. The record is from RefSeq and is a predicted model, not a curated record. Gene Ontology annotation, cellular component: mitochondrial inner membrane.